AUGGAGCCCCAAGCUUUGGAUUAUCGAGCAUCGUCAAAACAUUGCGGUAGCGCAAAACACGUUAAACAAAGCAUCGGUGGUUCAUUGUUAUCAGCUUCAGAGCCAGCGCAGUCAUGGACGGCCACGAGGUGCCACCGCCUUCUGCGACCGCUGCUCGCUCAUAUUUCCGCUCUUAGGAAGGAAAAGGAGCGGAGGACGUUCGUGCAAGUUGGAGCGGUUUCCGGUUCGAUAUCAACUUCACGACCGGCAACAAAAUCUCGAAGGAACGUGUUGGGAAAACGCAGUUAUCCGAGCUCUGAUUCAGACUACAAAGACGAAAGAAAGACCUAUCGAAAAUACUCCAGGAAAACAUCCCGCAGAAGAAGAUCAUCAUCAUCGAGCGACCAGUCAGCGACGCCCCAGCGGAAUGUUCAAAGGCAACGCCGCCAGCCGGGCCCUAAGGGGCCCCAAGACGUCGUGUUGCCGACACCUUUUCUCCGCCGUGUCCGGAACCACCAGCUCUCUUCACCAGCCAAGGCUCCGUACGACGCUCAUGAGGAAGAGCCGGUCCCCGCAAGCAGCCGUUGUAGUCACAGCGGUGGUAGCUGCAAGACGAAAUGCGCCUACGCGGUGGAGUUAGCUGGGUUCCGGCCUAUUGUCGAUUCUGCUAGGCACGGCUUAUACGAGUCCGUUUUCAAGUCGUUCGAUGCCAUUUUGAGGGUUACCUCUCCCCGGGGAGGCCAUACGAAAGGACCCAGGUCGCUCAUGGCCAUGUGUCUACGGAAAGUCCCGGCUUACAUUGCGGGGAUAGAGGAGUGGGAAAGGCAGGAAGCCGAGGAGAAUGGCACGAAGGCGGCCGUUCAGGGUGCUGGGAUGUCGUUCAAGAUUUACUCGGAGCUUGAGUCUCUCGGCGCGGUGGACGGAUGGACUCAUCUGUGCCUACUCUUGCGGGCUCACGCAGUUCAGAUUAUUCGAGACGCUGUGGCGGAAGAGUUGAUGGAGGAUCUAGUGACUGGCCUGUUCGUACGGGUAUGCCUCGAGUACAUGCCGUCAACGGAGUGCACCGAUCUCAUCGAGACCUUCGUUGUCCGCCAAUACCCGAAACCUGUGUCUCCCGAUGACGACUUAUUCGCCUCCUCCGCGCUUCGGCCGCUCAGUACUCUCCGGGCUUGCGAUCCCACGGGGAAAUCGAUUCUGCCCCGAAUCCUCACCAAACUUUUCGCCAACGACCUACUUCCCGUCGACUGGGUGUUGAAUAAGACCUUCAAGGCCUUGUGGCCCUCGACGAUCCGGCAUAUUACGCAUACCAAACCAUGUGACGCUACUUUAGGCUUUACUAUCACUACCCUUGAACUUCUCUGCGCCCUUGCCUUCCCCAGGAAACCACGGGGUGUACCUCAGAAACGCCUUCAGGGGAGACCUCAAUUAACUUUAGUCAGUGCCAUCGCGGCUCUUGGGUCCGUUAUUCUCCUGAGCGAAGAGGGGUCAGCCGAGACCACGGAAACCCCAACAAUUACCCGUACUACCAUUAUCCAACGAAGAAUCCGAUACAUCACAUCAACAUUCUCCGCCAAUCUCAAACGUCGCAAAGCCCCCACGCGCAAACUAGGUGUUUAUCUCUUAGCACUUUGUUCUCUCCUCUCUCUUUCGGAACUCCCAGCCUCCUCCUCCGAGACCUCCACCGCGCCAGCCUCGUCUACUGUGGAGGCAGCCUGGGCAAACGUCCAAAGCUGCCACAAUGAUCCCGCACUCCUACUCCAAUACGACGCCACUACCGCCCUCAUGAGCGCCAUGGCCCACCACUGCAGCCGUGGCACCGGCCUCCCCCCUCAUUUCUAUCUGACACGGUUUUGUGACAAGCUCGAGACUCUGGGGCUCCCUACCAAUGCGCUAUCUAACAUGCGCGUGGAUGGCGCGCUCAAGUUGGCCGAGCUUACCGGAGACCUGAGGGACUUGGAGAUGGCCGAAGGGCUCCGGAAGAAGCAGGUCACGGAGCCUGCGCAAAUUACACCGGCAAGGUCUGGAGGAAAAGGGAGAAAGCCAAAGUCAUUUUCAGGGAUACGGUGGGAUGAUGGGAUCAGCGAAUGGUUGGCUGCUACACCGGGCUCGGAAAUUCGUGCUGCCCCUGCGGACAAGCUCCGUAGAAGCUCCCGGUUUAUAGCGGAGGACGACAACAACACGGAGCGAAGCGAGUCGGAGGCGAGUGUGGAUGGAGACGACACCGAUGUCGACCACGACCAACAGCCCACACCGGACGAGAGCGACACCUCUAGCACCAACUCCGACACAGACUCGGAGGGCGAGGAUAACGAAGAGGAACAUAACGACACGACACUCUCGCCCAACACCGAAGCAUCACCUGUCUCCAAUUGCAAGCAGGCAUCCAUACCAAAACCAUCCGCCCCCACACCACCAUUGCCACAAGGCAGUUUCCUUGCGGCUCGCCCGCGCCGUCUCUCCCGCCCUUUCACCAUCACGCGCGCCCGCGACGAGCUAGCGUUUGAUACCAUUACGACGACAACCACCACAACGGCCUUCACUCGCAGUAUCGGCCCCAGCGGUACCGGUCGCAGCAGCAUCACCUCUACAAACACCAACCGAAGGCUGGCGCGAGCCUCACUUGUGUAUAUGCAGCCAAACAUUGGCGUCCGGGUACGGAAUAGAGAAGGGGGGAACGAGAAAGGAGACCUGAAGAGGCGGAAAUCGGAGGGUGUUGUUAGGCGAGUCGAAUUAGAUGUGGAUGGGAGUGAUGAUGAGUUGAGUUUUAUUUAA
Dichotomopilus funicola is the source of this 2751-nucleotide messenger RNA. RefSeq lists its product as uncharacterized. NCBI's taxonomy places the organism in Eukaryota, Fungi, Ascomycota, Sordariomycetes, Sordariales, Chaetomiaceae. The coding region runs from base 1 to 2751 and encodes 916 amino acids. The transcript has 3 exons. The record is from RefSeq and is a predicted model, not a curated record.